Molecule: messenger RNA, 1095 nt
Organism: Iphiclides podalirius (scarce swallowtail)
Lineage: Eukaryota; Metazoa; Arthropoda; Insecta; Lepidoptera; Papilionidae
Source: the annotation of a GenBank genome assembly
AUGACUAACAAGGUGAAAGAAUGUCGCCGAGCACUGCAAAAGGAACGUGACAAAGAGUAUCUAGAAGCACUUGUCACUAUAGAGGAACAAUUGCGGUGUCAACAUGAAGUCAAAAUCAAAGAGAGAAUAGGCGACGAAUUAAGACGAUGGAUAUCUGAAUAUUAUGAAAGGACAAAUCGACUACCAGAAUUUCCUACCGAAGAAGGCGGUGGAAGUCGGGCUAUGUUUAGCAGGCAAGGGACUGGCGCUGAUAGCGACUUAAGCAAAUCUUCUCCGGUGUCUUCAAAAGAGUCUAAAAAAAGUAAGGAGAGCAAGGACAAAAAAAGCAUCAAAACUGAGGAUAACAAAAGUAAAGAUGAAAUGGACGAUUUACAAAAUUAUAGAUGUUCGAAUUCGGCAUUCUUGCAAGAUAUUAUAAAUGCUAACGAAGAAUUUGAAGAUAUGUGGAAAUUUAAGGAUGACUAUGAUGAUAAUCAGGAACGAUACUAUAAAGAUAUAGUUGAGAGAGAAAAAAUGGUAAAGAUAGAACAAGAAAUAAGAAAUGUUGUGGAUGAAAUGAUGCGAAACGAACUUGAAUUGUUGCAAGCUGCUUUCGAUAAAGAUAGAUCACAUAAGGGAAAGAAGGCUAAGAAACCUCAAAAAAAAGUUCGUCGGGGCGGCAAAAAGAGUAAGAAGAAAAAAGAAAAGGAUUUAACUCCCGAUAGGACAACUGAAUCACUGUUCGAAGAGCUUGUAGCUAAUGGUAUAAUACGACCUUACCCUUUAAGGAAGAUUGAUGACUAUAUAGGAGAGAAAAGUUUCGUUGGGUGUGAAUGGAGAAGUCAAGGCCGCGAUCCAGCACCAUGCUUGGGUACUCUGCUAUCGGCGUUAGACGAUGUUCUCACUACCAAAAGGCGUCUGCAGUUAAGAGUUCGGGCUCUCACAGCCCACGAAAUCGCGGUGCAACUGAGUUUUAGGGAGCCAGUUUACGCCGAACAUGACGCUGCGGCAGAAAUGUGGUGGUUCAAGACACCACUAGAGAGGCGGCGGCAGAAAGUGCUACAAAGGAUCGAGGAGUUGCAACAAGAAAAUGAGGAAAGGGCUGCUACUGGAAAA